UAAGGACACGUCCCAAUAUGUCGGCGUCUGUCCGGAAUCAUGCACGUCACAAUUGUUUUCUAAACCGGCCAACAUCGUCAGUGUACAACACAAAAUGAACUACUUUGGACAAGCUAUCAAUGUCGCCUUAUACAGAAACGGGUCAAAGGUUCAGGACUUAAGUUGGGAUAAAGCUUACAAUGAUGACUGCCCUUCAAAACACCUCCUCCAGCCCCACGUUCGGAUCCUGCCCGGAGAUCGUCUGGUAACGACGUGUACCUUCAAUACUUCCGGUGCCAGCACGUGGAGGUUCUACAACCAGCCCAGCGCAGAAGACGGGUGCUCUGCCUAUCUGACGCUCUACCCCCGGGAGGCCCUGAGCUCUUCAAAUAAAUGUGACGCCAUCGGCUCAUUGUCUGCAUGUGACGUCACUUCCGGCACGACUAAAAUUGGUGACUGUCACGUGUCACAGUUCACGAACCUUACGAACCCAGAGACAAUCAAGAUGGCGGCGGAGCUGGAGAAGAGCUGCAGUCUGAACGGGUUUUGCAGGCCUGAAUGUCAGGAGGUGACCAGCCGUCUGCUCAGCCACCCGUGUCUGCGGGGCGAGGCCUCUAAAGUCGUGCAGUACCUGCUGCAGCAGAAGACAGCUGGGUUGAUGUUCGUCGGUCGUCUGCAUUCGUGUCCAAUGGCAUGCACCUGCACCGACGUCUGCCCGUCUCAGGUCUACAACAUCGGCAACAACUUCAACGACACCGACCACAACCACACUAUGCACAGCAACGGCGUCGAAGGCGAAGAGUUUGGAAAGAAUGGAGCAAUUGUUGUCAUGAGUGAUUUUAUUGUACUGCUGGUGUUUUUGUUUAUGUUUAUCUUUCAAUGCUGAUAAACGGGAAUUACUUAAGAGCUAAAAAUAGAAUAGAUGCACUAAUACAUUUUAUCGAUAAUCUGACAGGCAUUAGAGCUAAAAAAUAAACUGAAUCGAAAAUCACAUUUUGUGAUGAAUAAUAGACUAGAUAUAUUUGAAAAAAACAAAUAAUUAACUUUUUUUUUAAGGUAAAAGAUUACAUGAUUAAGAUUUUUCUUCUAUUUUGAUCGAAAACAAAAUAAGUGUAUAAAAUUAUUUUUUAAAACAUAUGUGUACAUUUGAGAGAACGAACGAAAGCAUCGGGAGUCAGAUUGGCAAUCUCAUGAUUCUAAAGACAUUCAAUAAAAACAAUAAUUAAGAAAUAUUUCAGUCUAAGUUAAUGAAAUGUGUUACCGAAAUAUUGAUUGUAAUACAUUUUUGGAAACUUUAUAUUUUAAAUAAACCGGGAGUAAUCUCCCCUAAACUUUCUCGAAUAUUCUUAUAUAAAAUAACAGGGGAUGGGAACUCGGGCUAUAGACAUGAUUUUUAAUCCAUUUUAAAUACUUAAAAUUUUAAAAAUAGAAUAAAAUC
Molecule: messenger RNA, 1417 nt
Organism: Physella acuta
Lineage: Eukaryota; Metazoa; Mollusca; Gastropoda; Physidae
Molecular function (GO): dopamine beta-monooxygenase activity
Source: RefSeq, a predicted model, not a curated record